UGAUUUGGUGUGGAUGAAGGCAGCCCACUGAGCUGGCUUUACUUGGGCUGUUAAUGCUGGGACAGCUCUGCUGAGGCUGCAGCGCUGACAAUGUGUGCCUCUUUGCAGGGAGGCUGGUUUUUAUCACAGCGGGACAGUGUCUGUGACCAGCGUUCUGUGACUCAAGACCCGUGCCCUGUGGAGCAGCCAAGGAAAAGGUGGGAUGUGCAACAGACAGUGGUAAGUAAUUUGUCCUGUGUGAACAGAAGCAAUUCCCCAGCACCCACAGAUGCACUUGGGAUCAAGUCUUCAUCCUUCUGCCAAGGGGAAGAGUCCUUAGCUCUGCCUCUCCCCUAUUCUGCAGGAUGGCAGAAGCAGGAGAGGUGUUCUCAUUUCCUCUGCUUGUGGUCCAGGACACCGCAGUGGAAAAGCAGCUGCCUCUGCUUGAGUGGGCUGCUGGAAAGGGUGGUUGGCUGGUGGGUGUGUGUUGGGCUGAUUACUCAGCCCCCGACUGGCAGCACAGCUCUUGUGUGCCCAGCAAGUGCUUUGCUGCUGAGCACACCUGCUUCCCGAGCCUGGCUGCUGAGCACAAUUUUGAGCGAGCGCAGCCUGGUGCCAGGCUGGUCCCUCUGCGCGUGGGUGCUGCCUCAGAGUGGGAGGAGCAGGCGGGCGCCCCAAACGUGCAGCCGAGGGCGGAAGCUCUUUGGGGUUUGCUGUUGAUGCUUUCAUAGAGUUGCAGUGUCUGAGCUCGGUGUUCAGGGCUGGAGUGAUGCAGACGUAUAAAGUCAGAGCUGGGUCUUCCCCCAGCGCUCAGUCUGGGACAGCCCCGGCAGCCUUUGGCCGCCACAUGGAAGAUCACACCAAGCACGUCCAGCCCAUCCCGCUCCCAGCCAUGCAGCAGAACUUGAACUACGUGUACCCCCAGAUCUUUUGGGUGGACAGCUGUGCCAACGCAAGUACUUCCUGCCCCCCGACAACACCUCCUGCUCCUUUCCCACCACCUGUACCGGACCGGAGGAGAAAACCAAGGAAUAACAGAGAAAGGAGGAGUACCGGCUUCCUGGUGAUCUCCUUGCUGAUCCUGCUGGCCCUCACUGGAGUGGGGCUGAGCAUGUUUCAGAUUUUCCACCUGGAGAAGGAACUGGCUGAACUCAGAGAGUCUGCCAGCACUGAACACAUUCCUCCAGCUUUGGAGAAACUCAUAGGGGAAAAGGAGCAGUCAAUGAAAAAGGAAGUGAGGAAGGCAGCACACUUAACAGGAAACCCAGCCCAGCGGGACCUCCCUUUGGAGUGGGAACCCAUCUCUGGCCAUGCCUUCACCAACGGCAUUCAGUACCGUGAUCAGGGCCUUGUCAUCAAUGAGACCGGCCUCUACUUCGUGUAUUCCAAUGUGCUUUUCCGGGGCAGUGUCUGCAGCAGCCAGGUGUUGACCCAUGUUGUCUACAAGAAAAACCCAGCCUCAUCGAGCAACAACGUGCUGAUGGAGGACAAAAUCAUCAACUACUGUGUAAGUCAGAAAACAUGGGCCCGGAAAAGCUACAUGGGGGCUUUAUUCAACCUCAGGAAGAUGGACAGUUUGCAUGUCAAUGUCUCCAAAAUUGCUCUGGUUAGUUUUGAGGAAUCCAAGACAUUCUUUGGCUUAUUUAUGCUUUAAAUGGGGAUGCUGGAGCAUGGCUGGCAACCCCCACACACGCUAGGACACGUGAUGGGUGAGCGCUGCCUGAGAGGCAGUGCCCAAGCCAGGGUCUUGCACCAUGAAGCCCACCAAGAAACCAUGUUUUGGUCUUCAGGGUGAGAGGGCUCAAGCAACUGAUAAAGGCUUGAAAGUGGACCUCUGGGAAGCACCAGGGCUGUACUGUGUCAACCUGAAGAGACUCACACAUUUUUCCCCCUCUGAAAAAAACAAGAAGCUCAAAAUACAGUGUGCCGAAGACCCUGUUGAAACUCACUACUUUUUGCUACCUGAGAAGAUGCUGGUGCCAGCAGCCCCAUGUGGAAUUGUGGCCCUGGUGAGCCUGGGCCAGCAGGCAUGUGGGGACAGCUGGUGGGUGUCGAGGAGGUCUCUUGAACCAGGGCUGUGGGUGCCUGGGCCAUGCCGUGCCACACCGCAGCCAGUGGUGUGGGAACGAGUAGUGUGGAUGCCUCAACUGCCCUCCCCAAGCCAUGGCUGGCCACCCUACCCAGGCACUCAGCACAUGACUCCUGUAUAGCAGGCACCUGCCUGCUCGCUGGCUCGUUAGAUGUGAUAUGUUCAGUUUCUGUUAAGUUAUCAACUGUUCCCAUCCCAGAAAUUGUCCCCAACCCUUUUAUUUAACUCACCCUAACUGCCUUUUAAAGAAUGUGCAGUGGUGCCCUGAAGGGGAGAGUAAAUAAAGGUGUAUUUUUCUAGUAAGUGGCACUGUCCUCUCCUCAAUUGGGGCAGCAGGCUUCUGCAAUGGCCAAAGACCUGAAGGCCUCUCUGAUCAGGGGCCAGCACCCUGCUCCCUCUCAGCAGCACGGCAGAAAUCUGGAAGCCUGACCCCACUUCGCUGCCUGCUUGGUGGGGCAUGGAGUCCCUGCCAUGAAAUUUUGGGGCUCCAGCAUCAAAACAUCAGAAUUUGGGGACCAGGGAGGUAUGAUGUGGACAACACAGAGCAGGCACCCCAAGUCCUGUUUGGCCAUCAGGAAGGGAACUAAUCUGAAAACACAGGCUUGAGCUUGAGUGGAGCCAGGCACUUGUCACUGAGCAGAAGUGUUGCUGUCCCCAAAUGCACUAUGCUCCUUUGUAUACUCUCUGGCCCCAGCAGCAAUUCCUAUGUGACAGUCGGAAAGGAAAGGAAGGGGUGCUUUGGUGUUUUUUUAAAAAAAAAAAAAAAAAAUCACAAAAACAAACCCCAAACAAAAAACCCAAUCAGAAAUCCCAAACAAAUAAAAUCCGGGGGGGGACACGACACAACCCAAAGAAACCCAUAACCAAAAGAACCCUGUUUUCUCACUCUGGUCCAUGGAGUUCUUUCCUUGCAUGGGUUAUCCCCAGGGCUGUCUGCCAUGUUGCCACCAGGCAGUGCACAAAGGCUGCAGCUGUGGUGCAUCAUCAUCAUCUUUGCCUGUGAUCCAGUGGUUCCUGCUCUGAUGUUGGUCACAGUGAAAAGUGGCUCUUCAGCAGCCAGAAGCAUUUAUUUCCUUUUCCAUGGUGCUGCUCUCAGCUUGGUGGUAUGUGGUCUGUGGUUUGCUGUCACUUGCUUCAGAGAAACUUAUUUCUCUGAAAUUUCAAGUGGACUGGCUAUUGCUGUGGUCAGGGUGAAGAGAACGCUGCACCUCUCUGCUUACAUAGUUGUUGCUGCACUCAGAUACUUCCACUGCAUUUCUCAGGAUGGAAGAUGCCCCAAAAGGUCAAAGUUUAGGGACCUUUUUGCUCGUGUGCUGCUUUGUCACUGUCUCUAGCCCCCUCUUAGUAUCAGAGCGGCAAACCACGUAGCACAGCAAUGGAGAUGCUGGAUCCAGACCCUGCCAGGAAAGGCUGGCAGUUGAUAUCCUUUUCUGAUUGCUGUUUGUGCUGUGUUGCUUUCCUAGUGACCAGACAUCCAAGUCUAUCUGGGCAGUGGGCAUCUGUAUGUACACAUGCCCACAAGCUUGCAACUAUUUCUGUAGCAAAACUAGCUGAGCACUUUGUGUGCUUCCUUUCUUUACUGGUGAGCAGCUCGGAGGAGAUGCAGGGCAUCCAGUGCCCAGAGGAAGCUCACACUGAGGUUAUGUUCUCUGCUAGUACUACAUUGGUGAAGGGCUGGAAAGCUCCCAAAGGUUUCUAUAAUUCAGCACAUGGUAACUCAUCUAGAUCAUGAAUGUAGUGAGCUCUGGGGCAGGAUGUGGCAGUUGCUAUUGCUGCGUAUCAGGGGGAGGCGAGGAUCUGUUAGUCUUUUUAUCUGAAAUGCUAAAGGCAACGCAGGCCUGCAUGUUUCAGAGACAGUGGCACAGUGGGGUGGAGAGUCAUAUUAUAAAUAGCACUGGGAUCUCCUGAGGUGGACAGAGAUGAUUUAUCCUUGCAGGAUAAAGUUAGGUGCUGCUAGGCUUGCUCCUGAGCCAGAGAGUGGCUGUGACUGUUCAGUCAGCGGCACAGCUGCCAGUAAGACACGUGUUUCUGCUUUGUGAUCUCUUCCUCAAAUAUUGCUAUAAACUGCCCAGAAAAAAAAUCCACUACUUGGCCUGUGGGCUCUGACUAAAGAUUCAAAGUAAGGUCAUGACAGUAUUAUACAAUUUCAAACCACACAGAGUCAAUUCCUAGACUGCUUGUGCCACAAUGGCUUUAUUAAAGUAAUCUGUUUAUCUAGCUAAUGAGCUUUCAUUUAGUGAAAUACUUGCUUAUUGUUACCAUGAAAUACUUAAUGAAUAUUUAAUGCUGGCAUUAUUAA
Phalacrocorax carbo (great cormorant) is the source of this 4367-nucleotide messenger RNA. NCBI's taxonomy places the organism in Eukaryota, Metazoa, Chordata, Aves, Suliformes, Phalacrocoracidae. The record is from RefSeq and is a predicted model, not a curated record.